Strongyloides ratti is the source of this 2445-nucleotide messenger RNA. RefSeq lists its product as hypothetical. The record is from RefSeq and is a predicted model, not a curated record. The transcript has 12 exons. Lineage: Eukaryota; Metazoa; Nematoda; Chromadorea; Rhabditida; Strongyloididae. Bases 1 to 2445 code for a protein of 814 amino acids.
AUGAUAAAAAUUAUUUUAAAUUUAAUUAUCUUAAUUAUUAUAAAUAAUUUAUUAUCUAUUUCUGAUGAGUAUGAGUUACAAAAAAAUUCACUUAUUGAUGAAAGUAAUAUUUAUCAAAAGGAUGAUAAUUUAUUAAUUGUUAAAAGAGAUAAAAAAAAAAGUAGUAAAGACGGAAAAUCAACAACAAAGAAGAAAACUAAGACUAUUACUACUGAGCCAGUUACCGAUGAUUAUUAUGAAGAUCCCUAUAAUGAUAAUAAUCAACAGAAAAAUGAAUCUGAAGAAAGCGGAGAAAAUAAUAAUGAUAAUAAUCAACAGAAAAAUGAAUCUGAAGAAAGCGGAGAAAAUAGUAGUGAAAAUGAUAAACCAAAGAAGUCCAGCAAAAAAAAAAAAGAAAAUUCAGAAAAUGAAACUUCAAAAGCAAAAAAUAAAGAUUCAAAAAAUAAUAAAAGUUCUAAAAAUUCUAAAUUAAAAAACACUUAUAAUUUAACAGCAAAUGAAAAAGCAUUUGUAAGACAACAAUAUUAUCAGUAUUGGGAUAAUCAGGUUAACAUGAAUAAAAGUAAAAAUUAUUAUUAUCAAAAUGGUAACGCUUAUAAAAAUCGAAAUGGUAAUGCUUAUAAAAAUCGAAAUGGUAGCGCUUAUAAUAAUCGAAAUGGUAGCGCUUAUAAUAAUCGAAAUGGUAGCGUUUAUUAUAAUCAAAAUGGUAGCGCUUAUUAUUAUCAAAAUGGUAAGGAUUAUUAUGAUCCUUAUGAUGAUUAUUAUUAUCUUCCUUCUUAUGGCGGCAGUAACAGAUUUUAUGAUGGACAAAAUCAAAAACGUCAUAAAACUACUAAAAAACCACACAAUUCAUCAUUAGUUGAUAAUGACGAUUAUUAUGCUGAAGAUUCUGGUAAUACAACUUAUUCUUAUGAACAAUAUGAUGAGGAUGUGGUUGAUUAUGAAGACUCAUCUAAAAAAAAAUCUUCAAAAGACAAAAAAAAAAAAUUAACAAAAUCGGAAUAUAAUUACUAUGGUAAAGGAGACGAGUAUUCAAAUUCAAAUGGUGACGAUUAUUAUGAUGACAAUGGAAAAGAUGAUUAUGGAGAUGAUUCUUAUUAUGAUGAUGCAGAUGGAAAUAGUGAAGAUAAAGAAAAAGAUUAUGAUGAUGAUAGUUAUUAUGGUUCUAGUGAAAGUAAAGAAGAAAAAGAGUUUUUCAAAAAUUUGACAGAAGCUUUUGAAUCAAAUGCUCCUACAAUUGAACUUAUUGGAGGAAUUUUAUCUGUAGAUAAUUUAUUAAUUGUUAAAAGAGAUAAAAAAAAAAGUAGUAAAGACGGAAAAUCAACAACAAAGAAGAAAACUAAGACUAUUACUACUGAGCCAGUUACCGAUGAUUAUUAUGAAGAUCCCUAUAAUAAUAAUUAUCCACAGGAAAAUGAAUCUAAAGAAAGCGGAGGAAAUAGUAGUAAAGAUGAAAAAUCAAAAAAAUCCAGCAAAACAAAAAAAGAAAAAUCAGAAAAUGAAACUUCUAAAAACAAAAAAAAAGAAAAAUCAGAAAAUGAAACUUCUAAAAACAAAAAAAAAGAAAAUUCAGAAAAAAAUCAAAAUUCUAAAAAUUCUAAAUUAAAAAACACUUAUAAUUUAACAGCAAAUGAAAAAGCAUUUGUAAGACGACAAUAUUAUCAGUAUUGGGAUAAUCAGGUUAACAUGAAUAAAAGUAAAAAUUAUUAUUAUCAAAAUGGUAACGCUUAUAAAAAUCGAAAUGGUAAUGCUUAUAAAAAUCGAAAUGGUAGCGCUUAUAAUAAUCGAAAUGGUAGCGCUUAUAAUAAUCGAAAUGGUAGCGUUUAUUAUAAUCAAAAUGGUAGCGCUUAUUAUUAUCAAAAUGGUAAGGAUUAUUAUGAUCCUUAUGAUGAUUAUUAUUAUCUUCCUUCUUAUGGCGGCAGUAACAGAUUUUAUGAUGGACAAAAUCAAAAACGUCAUAAAACUACUAAAAAACCACACAAUUCAUCAUUAGUUGAUAAUGACGAUUAUUAUGCUGAAGAUUCUGGUAAUAAAACUUAUUCUUAUGAACAAUAUGAUGAGGAUGUGGUUGAUUAUGAAGACUCAUCUGAAAAAAAAUCUUCAAAAGACAAAAAAAAAAAAUUAACAAAAUCGGAAUAUAAUUACUAUGGUAAAGGAGACGAGUAUUCAAAUUCAAAUGGUUACGAUUAUUAUGAUGACAAUGGAAAAGAUGAUUAUGGAGCUGAUUCUUAUUAUGAUGAUGUAGAUGGAAAUAGUGAAGAUAAAGAAGAUGAUUAUGAUGAUGAUAGUUAUUAUGGUUCUAGUGAAAGUAAAGAAGAAAAAGAGUUUUUCAAACAAUUGAAAGAAAUUUUUGAAUCAAAUGCUUCUACAUUUAAACUUAUUGGAGGAGUUGUAUCUGCAGUAAUAACAUUUAAUAGCAUUGUUGCGUUGGUCCUUUUUGGUUAA